GUUAUCGAAGUAUUACGUUGAGAUUAAAAUCUUUUUGUAGAACAUUUUUCCAUGCCGAUGCAAAUACUCCCGGCAUAAAAACACAAAAUAAUGAAAUGAAGAUGAAAAGAAGAAGAUUUAGAUAAUGUACGCAAUAUAAACCUACAGUUAUGUCUGUAAUCACAGGAAGAUAUCAGGAACUCUCGCAACAUCGCUUCCAUUAUCUCGUUUUGUCUUACAGAUCACACGUUUGUUUGCUGGUCAUAAGGCUUAAUGAAGUCUAGCACAGACUAUAAAUAAAUGCUCAUGUCGACAAGGAUCAUUCUGGUGAAAAAACAGUAAACUUCACAGAUUGUAUCUUCAGUUUGCAAACCUCAGAAUGAGGACGACAACGACAGUGUUUGUGUUACUAGUCGCAGUCAGUCCAUACCUGUUUGAUGGCAAGGCUCAAGGCCAGGCUUCGCAAACUCUCGACUAUCUCAAACAGGAAGUCAGUCGGCUCUCCCAGGCGAUUCCAUAUCUAGAAAACCUCAAUAGCCUGAACAAUUGUGACUACUACAUACGUCUUCACAAACAAUGGCAAAUAAGCAGUUUUUGGAAUUGGGAAAUAAAACGCGAGAGUGAGCAGGUUAAACGUCAAGGGUCGUCCAGCUGGAAUGAUUACUACCACUACAGAAACCAAUACAACAUGUACAAGCAAAAAUACGAUAACCUCAUCCGUUCUCUCCAGCAGUGCCGCCAAGCCCUUAGCUUCUUUGGUUUAACAUUGAGUACUCCAGCUCCUGCGACUACUACUACGAAAAACCCAACGAAAGCACCAAAGACCACAGGCGUUCUUGUUGUGCCCAUAAAGACCGCAGGCGCUCCCGUUGUACCCAUAAAGACCGCAGGCGCUCCCGUUGUACCCAUAAAGACCGCAGGCGCUCCCGUUGUACCCAUAAAGACCGCAGGCGCUCCCGUUGUGCCCAUAAAGACCGCAGGCGCUCCCGUUGUGCCCAUAAAGACCGCAGGCGCCCCCAUUGUACCCAUAAAGACCACAGGCACCACCAUUGUGCCAAUAACAACCACAGGCACCCCCGUUGUACCCAUAAAGACGACAGGCGCCCCGUUUGUACACAUGGAGACCUCUGGCGCCCCCGUUGUACCCAGUGAUACCACAGGCGCCCCCGUUGUACCCAUAGAGACUACAGGAGCACCUGUUGUACCCAGUGAGACAGCAGGUGCACCUGUUGUACCCAGUGAGACCACAGGCAGCCCCGAUGUACCAAUAGAGACCUCAGGCGCCCAAGUUGUACCCAGUGAGACCACAACCGUCCGCGUUGUACCCAGUGAGACAGCAGGUGCACCUGUUGUACCCAGUGAGACAGCAGGUGCACCUGUUGUACCCAGUGAGACCACAGGCAGCCCCGAUGUACCAAUAGAGACCUCAGGCGCCCAAGUUGUACCCAGUGAGACCACAGCCGUCCGCGUUGUACCCAGUGAGACUACAGGCGGCCCCGUUAUGCCCAGUGAGACCGCAGGCGCCCCGGUUGUGCAAAUAACCACAGGCGCCCCUGUUCUGCCAAUAGAGACCACAGGCGCACCCGUUGUGCCCUUAAAGACCUUAGGCCUCCCCACUGCUCCCUUAAAGACCUUAGGCCUCCCCACUGCUCCCUUAAAGACCUUAGGCCUCCCCACUGCUCCCUUAAAGACCUUAGGCCUCCCCACUGCUCCCUUAAAGACCUUAGGCCUCCCACUGCUCCCUUAAAGACUUAGGCCUCCCCACUGCUCCCUUAAAGACCUUAGGCCUCCCCACUGCUCCCUUAAAGACCUUAGGACCCCCCACUGUGCCCUUAAAGACCGCAGGCACCCCCAUUGUACCCAGUGAGACCACAGGCGCCACCACGCCUUCUACAAACUGCAGGAAAAGAGGCGGACCGUGUAUACCAAAAUAAAUUCCUUGCCUUACCAGAAAUAUGUACCGAUACCGACGUAUGCAAUUACCAAAAACAGAGGGCUACGAAUACAAACUGCGCUGUAUUGAGAAACACCUGGAGACAGUCAAGCAAUUCUUGUUGUCAACCUUAAAAUAAUCUUGUGAGUGGCGCACGUGUAAAGCAUGAUAGAAUGCACACGUACGCACAUACCGCUGAUUGACAUUAUUUGGGGAAAAUUAGGUUCAAUUAAAAAAUAAAGUCCGGCAUUGUCUGAUUGUCCGUUGUCUUAACUCAUCUUUUAGUGAUGACGUGGCGGAGAUGAUGACACAGAGGAUGCCAAUAAUUUGAAGUGAAAUCACGGAAACAAGAGAGGACUGAUAUGUUCAGGGUCAUGAACUGAACGACCUGUUUAUUUCUUGGAACGAAAUAUUUCUCUUUUCUGUCAGUGAGGUAAAGAAGCAUGCUCUGAACGUUUUUAAAAUUUAAAACCUGCUCAACACAUAUUCCAAUAUUUCAAACUGACUCUGUACUGUCACUGUUCAUUUUGCUGUACUGUCCAGUGCUUGUUUCUUGAUAAUUAUACUUAUGUUAACAUGAUGCUGUUAUGCUGACAUAAUAAAAAAGUGCAGUU
Pomacea canaliculata is the source of this 2526-nucleotide messenger RNA. Its product is annotated as SH3 domain-containing protein C23A1.17-like. The transcript has 4 exons. Lineage: Eukaryota; Metazoa; Mollusca; Gastropoda; Architaenioglossa; Ampullariidae. The record is from RefSeq and is a predicted model, not a curated record. Bases 359 to 1726 code for a protein of 455 amino acids.